This is a messenger RNA of Hyalella azteca, 1211 nucleotides long. RefSeq lists its product as uncharacterized. Lineage: Eukaryota; Metazoa; Arthropoda; Malacostraca; Amphipoda; Hyalellidae. The annotation marks the transcript as partial. The transcript has a single exon. Gene Ontology annotation, molecular function: cysteine-type endopeptidase activity. Gene Ontology annotation, biological process: proteolysis. The record is from RefSeq and is a predicted model, not a curated record.
AGUGUCUAUUGGAAUUGCGCAUAAUAAUCGUAAUAACUGUGAUAUAAAUUCCAUCAAAAAUGUGUUAUCUGGUGUCUUCUUAUAUAGAUAAGGAAAAAAAUUUUUGUCACGUUUUACCAUACUUUUUGGGCUUGGGUACAGUAGAUGUUCAUCUUUUCUACAUUCAAGAAGAUCGUACAGGCUCCGCGUAUGACAAUGAAAAUUCGACUAAGAUUUUUCAUAAACAUAAUUUUAGCCUUACAAUUCACAACGAUCCUGAUGAAUCUAAAUUUAAUGAAAUUCUAGAUGAAAUAAGAAGAGAUAAAAAUCUUGAUGGCACAAGUGGACUAUUUUUACUUUUUUCUAGUUAUGGUUGUGGACGUAAUAAUUUCCGCUUAGCGGAUGGGAAAAUUAUCAAUAUCAUGGAUAUCAUAACUAAAUUUAAUGAUACUAAUUGUGCAAUUAUGAAGGGAAAACCUAAGAUCUUCAAGUGCAUCUCCUCCGGAUUAGAUGAGACAGACUUGCCUUCAGUUCCUCGUCGUCCUUAUGAUCCAGAUUGCAAUGAUAUGUUCGUAGCUUAUUACUGCAGGGAACGCCGUUGGUCGCCUCGAAAUCCAAAUAACGUAAAUUGGUUAAUUCCAGCUUUUUGUGAAGUCCCGCAAGAAUUGGACGAAGUUACCAUGGCAGAUGAAAUAUUUGCUCUUUCUAAAAUUAUAAAACCAGUAAGCCUAUCGUUUUUCAGUGAAUAUCAACUACAUCUUUAUGAAUCACUUGUCCAAGUCUGCAAUUUGUACAAGGUCUCACUCGACGCACUCAUAGAUCUCCCCGAGUGCAAUUUAAUGCGCUGUUGUUCGCUUUUUUAUCCUAUUAUUGGUAUGGACGAAGCUCUUAAGCUAGCAGGUAUUUCUAACAAGCAGAAAACCAUACGAAAUAAUAUCAUAUAUAAGAUUCUGAAUGAAACCCAGAUUAUGCGAAAUGAUUAUGCGCCCAGAUUAUGCAAAAUUCCCCCUAAGAUUGUUUAUGUUCAUUCUCUAAUGAAAUUUAUUAUAAAUUUAAUGAAAUUAGACCAACGUGAAGAAUUUUGUUUCAAUUGGAAUGAUAUCCUUCAAGAAAGGUAUGAUCUUCUUGCGAUCGAAAGACAAUUUAUAGAUAUUCAAAUUACAAAGCUAUGGAAUUCGUUGCCAGCUUCUUUUCAGUAUCAAAUGUCUGAUAAGGUAUUUCGAGAUGAAUUG